UAUCAAGUGAACAAUUAUCCAAUUAUGAAUUUGAGAAUGAUGAAAUAAUAACAAAUUUAGAAGAAAGUAAAAUGCUUUCUCAAUCACAAAAUGAUUCACUUUUUCAUACUUCAAAUAAGCAAAAGAUGAGUGAUAAGAGGAUUAUUCAGUAUCUUGAUGCCAUUUUAAAAUAUAAUCAAGUUAUGGUUCAGAAACUAUCUGUAUGA
Molecule: messenger RNA, 206 nt
Organism: Funneliformis mosseae
Lineage: Eukaryota; Fungi; Glomeromycota; Glomeromycetes; Glomerales; Glomeraceae
Source: the annotation of a GenBank genome assembly